This is a messenger RNA of Ctenocephalides felis (cat flea), 515 nucleotides long. RefSeq names its product NPC intracellular cholesterol transporter 2 homolog a-like. The record is from RefSeq and is a predicted model, not a curated record. The coding region runs from base 1 to 456 and encodes 151 amino acids. Gene Ontology annotation, biological process: sterol transport. Gene Ontology annotation, molecular function: sterol binding. NCBI's taxonomy places the organism in Eukaryota, Metazoa, Arthropoda, Insecta, Siphonaptera, Pulicidae. The transcript is spliced from 4 exons.
AUGCGUCUUUUUGUUGUUUUUAGCUAUUAUUGUGCCCUUGGCAGUUCAAGCUACAAAAGUUUGCAAAAUGUAAGUGAUCGGAAUACGCCGCUCCCGGACAGCGUGGAAGUUGCCGGUUGCGACAGAUUGCCUUGCUCUCUGAAACGCGGUACGGAUUCCUUGACCGAAGUUAAAUUGACUCUUCCGAGCGAUACUGCUACUCUUGCACCAUAUGUAAAAGCCAAAGUCGGCGGUUUGACGGUUCCAUAUCCCCUACCUCCUCAUUUAAACAAUGCUUGUGAUCAUUUGAACGAUGGCGCCCAAUGCCCCUUGAAGAAAGGUGACCAAGUUACUUACAAUCUUAAAGUUCCAGUACUGCAAUCUUACCCUUCAAUAAACUUGGACUUGAUGGUGUCACUUGUGGAUGACAGUAAUGAGUCAGUAGUAUGUUUCAAGAUCCCGUGCAAGGUUGUAUAAGUAGCCAAAAUAAUUUUUGAAUUGUUAUUGAUGGAACAAAAUUAAAAUAAUAAAAUAGA